Messenger RNA from Glarea lozoyensis ATCC 20868, 1617 nucleotides. Its product is annotated as (Trans)glycosidase. Bases 1 to 1617 code for a protein of 538 amino acids. Gene Ontology annotation, biological process: glucan catabolic process. The record is from RefSeq and is a predicted model, not a curated record. The transcript is spliced from 3 exons. Gene Ontology annotation, cellular component: cell surface; extracellular region. Gene Ontology annotation, molecular function: glucan endo-1,6-beta-glucosidase activity. NCBI's taxonomy places the organism in Eukaryota, Fungi, Ascomycota, Leotiomycetes, Helotiales, Helotiaceae.
AUGAAGAAAUUCUUCAACAAGCUCGAGGCGAAAGCAGACUCGUUUACACAAGACUUUCGUGGCCAAUCGGGGGGUGGACAACAGUCCAUUCAGCAGAACCAGCCCUCAACACUUGGUCCUCCCACCCCAGAUGAUAUCUUCAGAUAUCGAUAUCAUCAUGGUACUAACUUGGGUUCUAUAUUCGUUCUCGAAAAAUGGCUUUCCGGUUCCAUGUUUCCGGAAUCAGCCAAGGGAGAAAGUGAGUUAGAUGCCGUGACAGCGAGUGUCAAAGAGAAGGGAAUCCAUGAGACGAGACAUAUUUGGGAGAAGCAUUGGAGAAGUGCCGUCAGCGAAGAUGACUGGGCGUGGCUUAAGAAUGAGGCGCGAUGCACCAGUAUCAGGUUGCCAGUUGGGUGGUGGAUAAUGGGAGGUCAGCAACUAGGUGAACGAUUGCACGGUACAGAGUGGAAGGGUUUGGAAGGUGUGUACAGUGGAGCUUGGGCAAUCGUUCGGGAAUUCGUCGCAGCAGCUCAGAAUCAUGGCAUCGGAGUUCUUCUUGACCUUCACGGACUACCCGGUGGAGCAAACGCUGAAGAUCACUCUGGAACAAGCAGUCAUAAAACUGCUCUCUGGGGAAACAAGAAGAAUCUUGAAUUGGCAAAGCAGUCUCUUCACUUCAUGGCCAAUGAAAUCCGGAAUGGUAUGCAGGGCGUCGUAGGUCUGCAAAUAGUCAACGAGUCUGUCUAUGAUGGCAAAGGGAUGUAUGAGUUCUAUUCGCAAGCUAUUGACAUAAUUGGCGGUGUUGAUGAAAGCAUUCCGAUUUAUAUCAGUGAUGGCUGGGACUUACCGCGUUGCAUUCAGUGGACCAACUCGCGACAUCCGCAUCACAACAGAAAAAGUCCUAUCGUCAUUGAUACUCAUCGGUACUUCACAUUUAGUGAUAAAGAUAGAGCUUGCAGUCCUCAAGAAAUCAUAGGCAGAAUUCCAUCAGAGCUGGGUGAGGUCAAUGCUGGAGAGUUGUGCAAUAGGGGUGAAGCACAAGUUAUAGUUGGAGAAUGGUCGAAUGUACUGGACGGUCAAACAUGGGGCCGCUCAAACCCAGGUGACAAAGACGCUUUGGUCCAUCAAUUUGGCGAAGCUCAGUCCCACCAAUGGUACCAGAAAUCCGGCGGCGGCUUCUUCUGGACUUAUAAAAUGGACUGGAUGGACGGCGGUGAAUGGGGUUUCGUCGAGCAAACCAAGAAAUCGAACAUUUUCGUUCCCCAAUUUCUGUCUCUACCACCUCAAGAUAUUCAAGGACGACUCCAGCAUGCACACCAAAAAAGAGUGGAGAUGUGCGAUCAAGCUAGUAGUGGCCAUUGCAAUUACUGGAAUAGUACUUCACCCAAAGAACAUUUUGAACAUCACUUAUAUACCGAAGGAUGGAAUGUGGGGUUCUCGGAUGCGGCAGUAUUCUAUGGUGCGAGGGUUGAGGGGAAGAUUAAUGGGAGUAGCGGAGGCGGGGAUAAGAUUGGUUGUCUGGAAAUCUGGGUCAAGAAGAGACUUCUUGAGAGUGGGCAGAGAGGGAAGUAUAGUUGGGAGUGGGAGCAAGGGUUCAGAGCUGGUGUUAAAGGGUUUGAGGAAUGUGUUGGUAUGUGA